UAUAAAAUAUCCGAUCAGUCGUAAUUUGGUAGUUGCCUUUUUGGUUACAGUAUUGAAGAUUUUCAUAGCAUUUUCCUAAACAUGGGGCGCUUUGAGAUUUUUGUGUUUUUUGUUGCACUCACAACGUUCGUUUCAUCGCAAUUUAGUGAAGACUUUGGUGACAAGUACAAGUUAUCAUGGGAAGUCAACGCCACAAAAAUCGUGUUUACGGCCAAAGUGAAUGGGACUGGCUGGGUGGGGAUUGGGCUGAAUGAUAAAGAGGGAUUUGGUGAGGCUGAGGUUAUGAUUGGGGGAUGGGACGAAAGGCCCCCACCCACAACUGCGGCGCCCACGACUGCGGCGCCCACAACUGCGGCGCCAACAACGACUGCAGCGCCCGAUACGACGACUGCAGCGCCCGAUACGACGACUGCAGCGCCCGAUACGACGACUGCAGCGCCCGACACGACGACCGCAGCGCCCGAUACGACGACUGCAGCGCCCGAUACCACGACCGCAGAGCCCGAUACCACGACCGCAGAGCCCGAUACCACGACCGCAGAGCCCGAUACCACGACCGCAGAGCCCGAUACCACGACCGCAGAGCCCGAUACUACGACCGCAGAGCCCGAUACCACGACCGCAGAGCCCGAUACCACGACCGCAGAGCCCGAUACCACGACCGCAGAGCCCGAUACCACGACCGCAGAGCCCGAUACCACGACCGCAGAGCCCGAUACCACGACCGCAGAGCCCGAUACCACGACCGCAGAGCCCAUGUCAGAUGCUAUGAUCUACCGCCAUCAAAACCCUCGAGCAGACUAUCCCCAAUACGAACAAGGACGCAUCGGAAAUUCAGAUAAUACGCUUGGCGGCGCCUACACCGGCAGCGCCUGGACCUUUCUUGGUGCCAAUCAAACGGAGGAGGGCACAGCAGUUUACACAUACGUCCAAUGGGCACGUGACCUUGAAACGUCUGGGACGGGCAUCAAAAUUGUCGAUGGACAAAACACACACGUUUAUAUCGGAUAUGGAGACACUGACGAUUUGCCAGGGACAGAAUUUUCCAAUCGAGCGACGAAACAAAUUAAUUUAAGGAAUCCUAAUUCAGCAAUGGGAGUUAAAGCGGGAUGGAUGGGAGUGGUUUCUGUGAUGCUAGUUAUUUUAUUUGGGAGGAUGUAAUUUGAAAAUAAAUAAAUUUGAGAAAAUUUGAUGUGGUUUAUUUGCAUGAUAAGAA
Messenger RNA from Folsomia candida, 1216 nucleotides. Its product is annotated as mucin-12. Lineage: Eukaryota; Metazoa; Arthropoda; Collembola; Entomobryomorpha; Isotomidae. The record is from RefSeq and is a predicted model, not a curated record. Bases 82 to 1161 code for a protein of 359 amino acids. The transcript has 2 exons.